Messenger RNA from Camellia sinensis, 3090 nucleotides. Its product is annotated as pentatricopeptide repeat-containing protein At1g74750. Gene Ontology annotation, molecular function: protein binding. Lineage: Eukaryota; Viridiplantae; Streptophyta; Magnoliopsida; Ericales; Theaceae. The record is from RefSeq and is a predicted model, not a curated record.
CAGAGCACAGCAUAGCGAAAGCCUCACAAAAAGUAGGGUAAAACAAAAAGUUAGCGAUGUUUGGACACGCGAAAAUUAAACUCAGUCCUUCUCUCUCUCCUUCUCCCCAAGUUGCCUGGAAGCUCAGGGGUUGACGGCACACGCUGUAGGAGAAGAAGCCGGCCGCCUCCCUUUACUUUCUCUCUCCAAAACCCCUCUUUCUCUCUCUCUCUGAUUAUCAUAGACCCAUAAGCCGUUUUAGGUAAAGAGAGGUGUGUAGCCUUUAAUAGGAAAUCUCAGGGCUGUAGCAUUUUCUUCUUACUCGUUGUAGCUUAGAGAGACCACACAAGAAGAUGUUGCCAAAAUCAGAUUAUGUUACGAACAAAGCACCUCGGGACCCUUUCCCAAUCUGCUAGGUCUUUCUUCUUCAGUGGGUCCCGAUGCAAUGCAGCAGAUGGAAGUAGUUCAUGCACUUGUACUGAAGACGAAACUUGUGUUUCAAGAAAGCAGAAUCCUAGAAAUGAAGUGCAACAUGGACCAGCACCGCCCACCUUAGCAUCCAAAACUUCGGCAAGAGCUGGCUCUUUGAUCUCUGGAGAUGCUGUUAAAGUGGUGAAUUCUCAUAAACCCGGGAGUGUCAAACACCCCGCUUCUCUACCACAAGUCAUAUCUGCCACCAGUUCUUUGGGGAGAUCGGAUUGUGUCAGUUAUGCUAGUAGCAUCGAUACCGUUCAAAAUGGCUCGGUUCAUUCAUCAUCACCUCCGAUUUCAGACCAAUUUGUUAAGGUAGGCAUUGCGGCAGUAAGUUUUUUGUCGGAUUUAGUUAAUUACAAAAUUCCUACUUCCGAUGGGAGCGGAAUGCUUAGUUCAUCCAAGAAUUCAAUGGUCGAUAGUACAAGACCCGUUUCAAACAUCAAAUCUGCGAAUGUGAAAACAUACAAAAAGGACAAAGUCCAUGGAAAACCAUCUGCUCAGUCUGCACCUGGUUCAAACCCAACAAUAGUUAACUCUCAUGGUGCAAAGGGUAGAGGUGAAAAACCUGGUUCAGCUACAGGUUCCAAUACCGUUCCAAACAAUGGACCCAGGAAUUCAGUAGAAACCCAUGGUGUAUCUUCGGAUUCCCGUGAUAGUAGAAGGGUUUUGCCUCAGAGAUCAAAUGGCCAUUCAAUCCGUGCCUUGUCGACUGCACAAACUUCUGAAGGAAAGUUUAGGGGGGAAACUGCAAAAAUACCUACCGGAGUUGCUCCAAUGGCUAGACAGUUUUCAAGCACCGGGCAUGUGGUGGAAACGGUUUCUCGGAUUUUGAGACAGUUGAAAUGGGGCCCAGCAACUGAAGAGGCUCUGAGAAAGCUCAACUGUUCAAUGGACGUGUAUCAAGCAAACCAAGUCCUUAAGCAGCUUCAAGAUUAUUCGAUUGCUCUUGGGUUUUUCUAUUGGUUGAAACGACGAACCGGGUUCAAGCAUGAUGGGCAUACUUACACCACCAUGAUCGGCAUCCUUGGCCGUGCUCGCCAAUUCGGCACAAUAAACAAGUUGCUUGACCAGAUGAUUCGUGAUGGUUGUCAACCCAAUGUCGUGACGUAUAACCGUCUCAUUCACAGUUACGGACGCGCGAACUAUUUGAACGAAGCGGUCAAUGUUUUCAAGCAAAUGCAAGAAUUGGGGUGUGAACCUGACCGUGUCACCUAUUGUACGCUCAUCGACAUCCAUGCAAAAGCUGGGUAUCUUGAUUUUGCUAUGUAUAUGUAUCAGAGGAUGCAAGAGGCCGGUCUCUCUCCCGACACGUUCACUUAUAGCGUCAUCAUCAAUUGUCUUGGCAAAGCUGGCCAUUUGAAUGCUGCCCAGAAACUUUUCUCUGAAAUGGUAAAUCAGGGCUGUGAACCAAACUUAGUGACGUAUAAUAUCAUGAUUGCUUUGCACGCGAAAGCGAGAAACUAUUCGAAUGCGUUAGAGCUUUAUCAUCAGAUGCAGAAUGCGGGAUUUGAACCUGACAACGUGACUUACAGCAUAGUAAUGGAGGUGCUCGGUCAUUGCGGGUAUCUCGAAGAGGCCGAAGCGGUUUAUGCGGAGAUGAAGCAAAAAAACUGGGUACCCGAUGAACCGGUUUAUGGUCUCCUGGUCGAUCUUUGGGGCAAAGCCGGGAAUGCCCAAAAGGCUUGGGGUUGGUACCAAGCGAUGCUCGAUGCGGGUUUGUGCCCCAACAUUCCAACCUGUAAUUCCCUUCUCAGCGCUUUUCUUCGGGUCCAUCAGCUAUCUGACGCAUACAAUUUGCUGCAGAGUAUGCUUAGUUUGGGCCUAAACCCGUCUCUUCAGACCUACACUUUACUUCUCAGUUGCUGUACAGAGGCUCAAACGUCUUUCGACAUGGGUUUUUGCUGCGAGCUCAUGGCCACAACAGGGCACCCAGCCCACACAUUUCUACUGUCAAUGCCAUCGUCUGGACCAGAUGGGCAGAACGUGCGUGAUCACGUGAGUACUUUCUUGGACCUAAUGCACAGCGAAGAUAGAGAAAGCAAGAGAGGACUCGUCGAUGCAGUGGUUGAUUUUCUCCACAAGACCGGGCUCAAGGAGGAGGCAGGGUCUGUUUGGGAGGUUGCUGCGGAAAAGAAUGUGUACCCAGAUGCAGUGAAGUGUAAAAGCUCAUGUUACUGGCUCAUAAACCUCCACGUCAUGUCAGAUGGAACUGCUGUGACCGCGCUUUCAAGGACGCUUGCUUGGUUCCGGAGACAGAUGCUUGUGUCGGGGACUUGUCCAAGCCGGAUUGAUAUUGUGACGGGAUGGGGCCGGCGGAGCAGGGUGACGGGUGCAUCGUUGGUGAGGGAGGCGGUGGAGAAUCUGCUGCAUAGUUUCAGCUUUCCAUUCUUCACUGAGAACAACAAUACCGGUUGUUUCGUGGGCUAUGGAGAGCCUCUUAGUAGGUGGUUGAUUCAAUCUUAUGUUGAUAGAAUGCAUUUACUGUAAGUUCUUGAUUUCCUUGGACAAGGGUUUUGUAUGGUGUAGAGAGCAGUUUUGUAGUGCGAAAUGAACUCAGCUUUUAUGCAUUAGGUUGUAAUUUAUUUAUGGCAGCUAUGCUAAAUUCAAUCAAUCUGUUUUCAUGUCUUUUGGAGGGCA